AUGGUUCACCAAGAUCCCCACCAAGGUGGCAGCCUCUCCGAAAUGGCCGCAUCUGGCACAACUAUUCCAAAUGAUGCCGGCAAGAUGAACACCCUCCCCUCAGUGGCCCGUCCCGAUCAACGGGCCGAGCACUUUGGUUUCGACAAUGCCGGCAUCGCCGAGCCUUCCACAGCCAAGGCAGCCGAUAACGCCACUGAUCUCCCGCGUUCGACCAGAGAUAUGGGCGAGACCGGGGAGGUCAUCACAGGCACAGGCAAUUCCAUGCCGGCUGGUGUUGAGUCCAAGCAUGUUUCUGGGCGCUAA
Messenger RNA from Penicillium soppii, 303 nucleotides. RefSeq lists its product as uncharacterized. Bases 1 to 303 code for a protein of 100 amino acids. The transcript has a single exon. The record is from RefSeq and is a predicted model, not a curated record. NCBI's taxonomy places the organism in Eukaryota, Fungi, Ascomycota, Eurotiomycetes, Eurotiales, Aspergillaceae.